GUGUAAGAGUGUGUAAGAGUGUGUAAGAGUGUGUAAGAGUGUGUAAGAGUGUGUAAGAGUGUGUAAGGGGUCUAUUUUAAUAAAAGACCCCAAAUGAUGUGGAUUCUGUUACCUGGGAAAGCAGUAGUCACAAUAAUUAUGAUGAUGAUGAUGAUAAUAAUAGUAAUAAUAACAAUAAUGAUAUAAUAAUAAGGAAACUCGUAGCUUUGUCGGAACUUUCACCUGGUUCCUUAGAGGAAAAUAGUGGUCGUUGCAAUUAAAUAAUAAUAAUUACAUAAUAAUAUAACAAUGAUAAUAAGCAUAGUAGUAGUAGUUGUCACUGGAAGGUCCUUACAAGGAGAGUAAAAUAAUCGUGUGCGCGCGCGCGCUUCUGUGUGUGUUUGUGUGUGUGUGUGUGUGUGUGUGUGUGUGUGUGUGUGUGUGUGUGUGUGUGUCAGUCAGACGGGAGAGACGGUGUUAGAGCGGUGAAGGUUCUCCGUUGCAGUCGCGCGUAUUCUGUCCUCUUGUGUAAAUCUCCGGUUUAUCUUCAGUUUUCUUCAGUUUCACCUGCAGUACUGUUUCCCUCCUGUCCAUGCAGCGGCUCAGUAAACCAUCAUGUCUGCUAAUUUCGCUUUAUCACGAACUUUACGCAGAACCGGGAGCUUCCCUUCUGCCAGAACAAUCCGGAUUGUGAUCCUGGGACAAGGUUCUGUCGGAAAAACAGCUCUGGCUGUGCGCUUUAUCACCAGGAGAUUUAUCGGAGAAUAUGACCCGACUCUGGAGACCAUCUACAGACACGAGUUGAGUAUUGGGGGUGAAGCUGUGAACUUUGAGAUCCUUGAUACUGCAGGACAGGAGGAAGAUGCGCUGCUGAUGGAAGAGAAAAUUAAAUGGGCCGAUGGUUUCCUCGUAGUUUACUCUGUCACUGACCGCUGUAGUUUUGAUGAAGUCAUGCGGCUGUGCUUUCUAGUGAAUCACAUCCACAGCAGGAGAAGCUGUCCUGAUCCUCCACCAGUCAUCAUUGUGGCUAAUAAAAAAGACCUGGAGUUUGACAGGAUGGUGUCAGUAGAGGAGGGCGAGAGUUUGUCACACGGUCUCAAAGUUCCUCUGCGUGAGAUUUCUGUCCGUGAUGGUUGGGAAGAAACAGCCAGUGUGUUUCAUGCGCUCUAUGCAGAGAUAUUGCAGCAAAUGGACAAAUCACCUCCCUCCUUCCGAAGACGUGGCAUGUCCCGACUGAUGGAGAAAAUUCCCAGAAUUCACUCUAACGCGGCUCUGGGGUCCACAGGCCGUAGUUUCAGCUUCAGUUCAUUCAGAGACCUGCUGCCUGACUGAGAAGUGAGAAGCUUCAUUGAAAAAAAAAAGUUUUUCCAUUAAUGCCUUUUGGGUUUAAGUGUCGUAGGCUAAAAAACGAAGUGUGCAAGCUCUGCUUUGAUAUCAGACAAAAAAGGACAGCUGGGGACAUUAAAUAUAAAAGUUAAGAAUAUUUCAAUGAGAAAAUUGUUUUUAAUCUAUUCGACAACUUUCAUUAAUGAUGGAUUUGGUACAGCAGGAAGAUCAACAUGAUGAAAGUAGAAGAAACUAUACAGUUAAUAUGAAUAUAUAUAUGUAUUAUUAUAUGAAUAUAAUAUAGAAACUAUACAGUUAAUAUGAUUCUGUUAAACAUAAGCUGCUUACAGACAUUCAACACAAACGAAAUGGAUAAUGAAAUGAUAAUGUCUAAUUUUAACUUUCUUCCCUUGGGGAACAGUUCUCUAUGCUCUGACCUCCAGCGCAUGUUUCUGUUUUUUUAGCUUUCACAUUCUUACCAGUAUUAGUGUUUUGGGUUGCUUGGUUUAGGUGUAUUAGGAGCUAAUCUGCAGCAAAAAUGUAGACUCUGGUAAUUUACGUUCAGGAAAUGCUUGGAAAAACUGCUUUUAUAGUGACAAAAAUGUGAAAAAAGUCAAAGGCUUCUGUUAUUUUAUGGCAGUUAAUAAGACAUAGAGUUUACAAGGCAUGUUUGGGAGUCUUUGGUAAGGCAUGAGAGUGAGUGUGGUUUUGCAGCUGAAUGUAGAACCAAAAUAAUUUCACCACCAAAAUGACCUGAGAGGAUAUUAUCACUGUAGGUUAAUGCAAGGUCUUUAAUACAGUUCUUUAGUAAAGAGAAUACUCUUCAAGGCUUCUUUAAAGUUUAAUUGUAUAAUUCUGAGUUUUUAGACAUUUGCCAGACAUCCUGAUCCAGAGCGACUUACAAUUUUUUUACUUUUUACGAGCAAAGAAUUGUGGAUUAAGGGCCUUGCUCAGUGGCCCAAGGAGUGGCAGCAUGGGAUUUAAACUCACGACCUUCCAAUCAGUUGUCCAUAACUGAGCUAACACUAACUACCACUUUUUAGCUUUCAAUAAAGGUCUUUUCUAUAGGGAACCUUUAAGAUAAAGAACCCUAAAUGGUAAAAGCGUAAUAUUAAAUACAUGUUUUGCAAAAGCCAUAUAAAGUAUACUAAAGCCUAUAAUUGAAAAUGAUCGAAAUGUUCUGUGUUUUUGAGAUGUUUUGGAUUUGUGUCUUUUAAUUAGGUUAUUAAUUUGGGCUCCUGCUGUACUUUUGUGCCUUGGGGAACAUUUCUGCAUGCUUUUAGAGCUUCUAGUGGAAAGAAAACACAGAUGUAGAAUUUGAUUUUGGACUUGAAGGGAAAGGACAGAAUCCUGACUGUGAAACUGGCAUGUGAAAUAAUAGCAUGAGAUUAUAAGAGAUCGAUUCAAAACACUGUACCGUAUGAGGUGUUUAGAAAUGUGUCAGAAGCAAACAGGUGAAAUUAAAAAGUUUCAUUUUAAAAGUGCACUUUUUAACAAACUGUAAUCAAUCAUCAGUCAGCAUCAGGUUUAUCUUCACCAAUUACACCUUUAUGACCUGAUACACUGUCAGCUUUUUCAUGCAGCUUUUCUGAGUAGCCAGACUUGUAAUGAUUAUUAACCACAGUAGCAUUUGUUUACUGAAAUGGAAUAAAAUGUUGUGAAGUCAAUGUUUUUAAGCCAUGGCUCAUCACUGAAGGGAAACAGAUGAAGCUGUCUCUUCUGCUGUUAUCAUUAUCAGCAGCUUGAGAAGGGAAGGUUCAGAACAUCAUUAAACCACUCCUGAUUAAUUUUAGAUGCAUGUUUCAUAGAGACUGCACCAUAGUGAGCACCUGGUCCUGUAACGUUAUAUAAUGCUGUCAAUCCAAACCAUUCUGGACCCCCUCACUGUACUGAACAGUUAUUUGUAGAUAUUGUGAAUUUAACAUAUUCUUUGCCUUCCUCCAAACAUAAAUCUGGCCAGAUGGGAGAAAUCAGUAUUUUUUCCAAGCAUUGUUUGAAAGGUACUAACAGCGAACAUUGUUAAUAGCUGAAAUAUGAUGUUAACGAAUUUAGACAUCACCCAUGCAGCUUUGUGGUUUAGUCAUGAGGGGAUUCCUCUCCUGGUAAAGGCCUGCAUAGGUUUGACCCUUUCCUCUACAGGAACUUUUUUUGUGGUAGACCAUUUCAGCACAGUACUCACACAGAACAUUAUUUCUACACAGUUGGUACUGUUGGUACAGUAAUGUGCUAAGAAGUGUCCCUGUUGUGUCUGGAUCCUCUCAAGGUUUUCUCCUCAUGCCCUCUCAUGGAGCUCUUCUCUGUCUCUGAUGCCUUUGUCUUGUUCAUUAGAUCAAUUUUAUAACCUGAAUCUGUGCAUGCUAUGUUUAUGGAGUGUCAGACUAUCAGUAUUAGUGCAUAAGACCGUGAAUGUUGAUGCUGCUUCUCAGUAAAUUCCAGAGUGACUCACUCGUUGGUCAUAGAAAAGCCUUUGUGUUCAGUCAGUGAAGAGCGGUGUGCUGUAUAUACACUAUAAUGCCUGACAAGAGAAAGCUCAUUCAGGUUCAGUCUGGAUUCUAACCUGACACACAGCAUGUAAUUAACCUCAUGUUUUCCAUUGGAACAUAAUCCAUUGUAAUAGAGUACCUAAUUAUCUAACAUAAAAUACACACUUUUACAACAAAGCAUCUGUAUUUAGUAACAUGAUUCAUGAAACUGCAUAUUGACACUGAUAUACCUUAAAGAUGAACUGAAAAUGAUUUUUUUGUAUAUAAAAAACUAAAUAAAAUCAAUAUACACUGGCUUAACGUGUCCUCUA
Messenger RNA from Tachysurus fulvidraco (yellow catfish), 4099 nucleotides. Its product is annotated as ras-related and estrogen-regulated growth inhibitor-like. Gene Ontology annotation, molecular function: GTPase activity; GTP binding. The record is from RefSeq and is a predicted model, not a curated record. Bases 595 to 1311 code for a protein of 238 amino acids. The transcript has 4 exons. Lineage: Eukaryota; Metazoa; Chordata; Actinopteri; Siluriformes; Bagridae.